UAUCAUAUAACCAAGCUUUAUUAUCUUGAUCAAUACUCCACAACCUACCUCUGACAUCUUUUCAAUCACGGGCGUGGCCUAAAAGAAACACUUUCACAUCUUAAAUCCCUCUUCCUCCAUCUUCAAUAUUGAGCAAGAUUAAACCGGAAAUAACCGGAAAACCACCAUGUUCAUCAAACUUUUCUUCUUCAUUCUCCUCACACAAACUCUCAGAUCUUCUUCUCAGACCCUCACCUACAAUGGCUUCAACCCUCCAACAGACAUCUCACUCCAAGGCCUCGCCACAAUCACACCCAACGGUCUCCUCAAACUAACCAACACAACGGUACAAAAAACCGGUCACGCCUUCUACACCAAACCGAUCCGGUUCAAACCUUCAUCACCAAACUCCACCGUCUCUUCCUUCUCCACAACCUUCGUCUUCGCCAUAUACUCACAGAUCCCAACUCUAAGCGGCCAUGGAAUCGCCUUCGUAAUCUCCCCAUCCCCUUCUCUCCCUUCUUCACUCCCAAGUCAAUACAUCGGUCUCUUCAACAACUCGAACAACGGUAACGACACGAACCACGUCUUCGCUGUCGAGUUCGACACGAUCCAAAGCAACGAGUUCGGAGAUCCGAACGAUAACCACGUCGGAAUCGAUAUCAACGGGUUAAGAUCGGUUAAGACCUCACCCGCUGGUUACUGGGAUGAGAAAGAUACGUUUCGUAAUCUAAACUUGAUUAGUCGUAAACUAAUGCAAGUUUGGAUUAAUUACGACAAUCUUAGUAAUAAAAUCGAUGUCACGAUGUCUCCUUACGGUUCCGACAAGCCUAAAAAACCACUCAUCACUUACGUAACAGAUCUUUCUUCUAUUCUACUACAAGACAUGUAUAUAGGCUUCGCUUCUGCAACCGGUUCGGUUAUCUCCGAGCACUACGUGGCAGGGUGGAGUUUCCGGUUAAACGGGGAAGAAGCUCCGUUACUGACGGAGCUUCCUCACCUUCCGAGAUUCGUGCCCAGACGAAUCUCGGAGUUUUAUAAAAUCGGUAUGCCGUUGAUCUCUCUGUUUCUGAUCUUCUCCGUGAUCUCCCUCUCCUUCUACGUCGUGAGGAGGAGGAAGAAGUUCGAGGAAGAGCUCGAGGAGUGGGAAAAAGAGUUCGGUAAGAACCGGUUCCGGUUCAAGGAGCUUUACCACGCGACGAAAGGGUUCAAGGAGAAGGAUCUUCUCGGGUCGGGCGGGUUCGGGAGAGUCUACAGAGGGAUAUUACCGACUACGAAGAUUGAAGUGGCUGUGAAGAGAGUCUCGCACGAUUCGAAACAAGGUAUGAAGGAGUUCGUGUCGGAGAUUGUGAGUAUCGGUCGGAUGAGUCAUCGUAACUUGGUGCCUUUGUUAGGGUAUUGUCGUAGGAGAGGAGAGCUUCUUCUUGUUUAUGAUUACAUGCCUAACGGGAGUUUAGAUAAGUGUUUGUAUAAUAAUCCCGAAACGACGUUGGAUUGGAAGCAGAGGUUUAAGAUCGUGAAAGGAGUUGCGUCUGGUUUGUUUUAUCUUCACGAGGAGUGGGAACAGGUUGUGAUUCACCGUGACGUGAAAGCUAGUAACGUUUUGUUAGACGCGGAUUUUAACGGUAGACUUGGUGAUUUCGGGUUAGCCCGGUUGUAUGAUCACGGGUCGGAUCCUCAGACGACUCAUGUUGUUGGUACGUUGGGGUACUUAGCACCUGAACAUUCUAGGACGGGACGUGCCACGACAGCGACUGAUGUAUAUGCGUUUGGUGCGUUUUUGUUAGAAGUUGUGUCGGGGAGGAGACCUAUUGAGUUGCAUAGUGAGAGUGAUGAUACGUUUUUGCUUGUGGAGUGGGUUUUUGGUUUGUGGGUUAGAGGGAAUAUAAUGGAAGCGAAAGAUCCGAAUCUUGGUGGGUGUGGUGAUGGGUAUGAUCUUGAAGAGGUUGAAAUGGUUUUGAAGCUUGGUUUGUUGUGUUCACAUUCGGAUCCUCGGGCUAGACCGAGUAUGAGGCUGGUGUUACAGUAUCUAAGAGGAGACGUGGCCUUGCCGGAGUUGACGCCGUUGGAUUUGUCGGCGGGGAAUGGGAUGAACGUGGGAGGGAGAGAUGGUUUUAGUGGUUUAGCCAUGUCGUAUUCUUCCUCGGUGUUUAAUGGGUUUACCGGUGUGUCUUCAAUUGCUGAUUCUCUACUCUCUGGUGGGAGGUGAUUGAUGUUGUUACAACAUUAGUAGCAACGUAUGAUUAUGCUAUUGUUUUGUGUAUUUAUAUUUUAAGGAUACAGUUUUGCCUUUGUAUAUACAGUUUUGCCUUUGUAAGGAGAUUUAAGACGUUCUUACAAGAACUUAUUAUAUUCUUUCCAUUCCGUAAUAUAUAAUGUUUUAAAAGAUGGUUGAUGUUUUGUAAGAUGUUAACAUUUCUAUGUUCGCUUUAAUUUUAUUGUUUUUUUUC
Eruca vesicaria subsp. sativa (arugula) is the source of this 2429-nucleotide messenger RNA. Lineage: Eukaryota; Viridiplantae; Streptophyta; Magnoliopsida; Brassicales; Brassicaceae. The record is from the annotation of a GenBank genome assembly.